Molecule: messenger RNA, 4878 nt
Organism: Cydia fagiglandana
Lineage: Eukaryota; Metazoa; Arthropoda; Insecta; Lepidoptera; Tortricidae
Product: RUS family member 1
Exons: 9
Coding region: 183-1844 (553 amino acids)
Source: RefSeq, a predicted model, not a curated record
CGUGAUAUUAUGAGAUGUGUAUUGUGUACCGUAGCUUUUUCCAAAGAGUAUAAUAAUAUAUGUAGGCUUUUUCAUUGAUUAAUACCGGGUAGGGUAGAGAAAAAUCAAGAAAAGUAUUUCAGAAGCGUAAAUCUCCAUUGUAAUAUAUAAUUCUUAAACAUUGUUUAUAAAAUUAAUCAACAAUGUCUAAAUCAAGUAAUGAAGGUGAAAUUUUAUUAAAGGAAAAGUAUGUUUCCUCAUGUAAAGAGAGGCUUUACAUCAAGCCACCUGAGCAGCAAAACAUUGUUAUAUUAGAAGAGAGGCGGUUCAGUGACAUAAUUAAGUGGUUUACCCAAAUAUUUCUACCUCAGGGCUAUCCAGAGAGUGUUAGCAAAGAUUACUUACCAUACCAAGUGUGGGACACAGCACAAGCUUUCUGUAGUACAAUUUCAGGCAUUCUUGCAACACAGGAGGUACUUCGAGGAGUGGGGGUGGGAGAUACCAACGCCACCCCUCUUGCAGCUACUAUCACUUGGGUCCUCAAGGAUGGUUGUGGACACAUUGGGAGAAUAUUAUUUGCUUUCAGUCACGGAACUUACCUAGAUGCAUACAGUAAAAAAUGGAGACUUUAUGCUGAUACUCUUAAUGAUGCAGCAAUGUGCAUCGAAAUAGCUUUGCCGAUGUUCCGGAACUACACUACAUUUGCAUUAUGUGUCAGUACCGUCAUGAAGGCUAUUGUGGGGGUUGCAGGUGGUGCUACUCGAGUAGCGAUGACCCAACACCACGCAAUAAGAGGCAACAUGGCUGACGUAUCGGCGAAGGAUUCUGCUCAAGAAACUGCGGUCAAUCUCAUUGCCUCGCUCACAGCACUGCUAAUUAUUACGUUAUUUGGCAACUCUAUUAUAAUAUUUAUAAUGAUGAUAAUACUUCAUAUUACAUUCAACUAUUUUGCUGUGCGAGCUGUUUGCUUGAAAACGUUGAAUGAACCAAGAUUCCUACAAGUUAUCGAAACAUAUUUGAAGAAAGAAGUCAUGGCUACUCCUUGCGAAAUAAAUCAGAAUGAACCAAUCAUAUUUUAUCAAUUAGGACCAAAUUUAUUAGACUUGAAGAUCGCCGGAUUUCAGAUAAAAUUAGGAGGUUCAGUAAAGUCCUUUCUAGAGCGUAAUCCCAACGCAGCGUGUUUGAAGGUUCUGAGCGAGAUCUAUGAGCGCCGCCAGUACAUGCUGGUCCCGGACGUGGCGAGCCGCCAACUGCUGGUGGUGUUGAAGGAUGCGGCCGCGCCGGACGACGUCUUGUGCGCUUACUUCCACGCCGUGCUGCUAUCUAUCGUUAUGUGCGCUAUCAACGACCACUAUUUGCCAAUAUAUCAAAGCACGGGCUAUCCCCGGCCUUUCGCCCUGGUGUGCCAAGCGCUGCAAGCGGCCGAGUGGAGCCGCGCGGCCGCGGACGGCGCCGCUGCUGGCCGCUUCUCUUACGGACCGUCCGCAGAGCUCGCGCGCUAUGUCGACAAGUUGGUCAACAAGGAGUGGCACCGGAUGAGGGCGGGUAUGAGGCAGACAGGUUGGGACUUGAAUAAACACCUUCUAAUGGUGGACGAAUGGCGUAUUUGUAAUGCCAACGCCACAGUAGAACCAUCCUCAAAUAAAUUGCACUUAAAUGAAGAAAUCGGUGAGCCGGGUAAAAGACUAAUAGCAUUUGACGACUUGGUGGGCGAAUACAUGGAUAUCGACAGUAGGGAACUCGCGAUGAAACCCAAUGCGUUCGAGAGUCUGCCGAGUGGAAUGGUAUUCAGAAGACAAUCAGAUGCGAAAGUACUGAACGCGACGGAAGCGAAGCCCGAUGUGAUUGAUCUGGACAAGCAAUGACUGGUAGACGUUGAUGUGGAUGUCAUUAAAUUGCAUCCGCUGCUACCUGUUAAAAGCAAGCUUUAGGGCUGAAUCAAUCGAAUCGAGAAACACAUUAAGGACAUUUUCACUUAACUUUGCAUUUUUAACGCCCGGUUAGCAGUCGUUACAAAACUGACGGUCAAUUUUGGCAGGAAUGUAACGGUUAGACGUUACUGAAACACGACUGAAGUCGCCCUUUAAAGUACAAGUUAAAUGAAAAUGCCCUUAAACAGUAUAUCUAAGAUAGAGAUCCUCUUUUAAGGUGGCGACUGACGUGAGCAUUUGCUCGAUGCGAAUAUUCGCAUUUGCUCGAUGCGAGCAUUUGUUCGUUGUGAGCAAAAGCUCAAAACACCUGAAUAUUUGCCUCGAUUAUAUGUUCGCCUGUGCUCCAUACAUUCAUCCAGAAGUAGGCAAAAUGGCGAACGUAGAGGUAGUGUGUGCUGCGUUCCUUUUAAUCCGUUACUGUUAUUUAAACAAGAGAAGAAAUUGUGUAUGGAUAACAAAUUUGUUCAAAAAGCGAAAUGAAACUGGCGGAUUGAACUUGAUGAAUAUUCUAAAAAACCAAGAAAUUAGCGGUCAAUAUAAAAAUUUUGUGCGAAUGUCCUCGACUGCGUCCACGUGCGCUCUCGCUAGCGACUGACGUGUAAUGAAACAUUCAAAGGGAUUUGCCAAAAAACCGACAGCCCGGUGGAGCGCGCUCGAGCGUUCGGCGCUCGCCAUCGAGCUGCUCCGUUCGAUGUACUGACGUGCCGAAUAUUCGACUUAUAACGCGCUCGCAUCGAACAAAUGCUCACGUCAGUCGCCACCUUUAGAGUUACGAGUAAGAUCAUCUAAUGAGUUGUGACAAAUCUGUUCUUGAUCGCAAUAUUAUUGUAAGCACAGCUGAAGCGUUGCAGCAAUCUUAACCGUUAUCCGAGUAAAGGUACAGGGGGCCGAUUUUUGAAUUUCGAUCGUUCGAUUUCGUCACUCGAAAAUCGGUGGAAAACUGUGAAAUGCUCAUUUUUGAAAUACGAGCGAUAGAAGACCUAUAUCGAUUAACUCAAUUAUAGACAGGGAUCGUACAUUUUCCAGCAUUUUUGGUGCACGAAGUGUUGUUAACGGAAUUGGUAUAAAUAAUUUCAACCCUGAUGAUUAAUUAGCGUUUAUUACGUUGAUAUCCCUUUAUUUACCAUUUCAGUUUAACCCUUUGACCGCCGUUGUCCGGUAUAGAAGACAACGAUAGAACGAUACGCUGGCGCCGUCGUCUUGUAUACAAGACACAAAUUCAACCACUGAGUUAAUGUGAAAAUAAUAACAAUUGCAAUUUCAUUUACACUCGUGUUCAUAUUUAAGGUCUUUGUUUUUUCAUUUAUUUGCUUUUUAAGCCGCUAUAUAAAUCCCUUCUUUUAUAAUAAGGCAUUUAAAAAAAUUGCUCCAAUUUUCAACAUUUUUCAUGUUCCUCGUCGCCGUUGUCUUGUAUAAAAGACAGCUAGGGAUGGGAAUGUUAACUCGAUAUGGGAAUUUUUAAAGUAAAUAUAAAGUCAGAAAUAUGUUUUUAUCUAAGUAUUUGGACACUUGUUAAUCGCCAAUUUUUUUUAACGAAUAGUAGGUAACUACUUACUAGAAUACGUAGAACGAGAGUCAGAUAGGCAUAACUAUAUUUAAAGUUCAGGUAGCUUCUUUAGCUCUAUAAAGUAGAGCCAGACAAGUAAAUUUGCCAUUGUAGAUUGUGGACUAUUUAAUUGCAGAAGAGAUAAAUAAAAAAAAUAAUUGAUGUUAUUUUAUAGCUUAGUGGGAAGGGAUACACCGCAGCGACCGCUUCGCACAAGUGUGGUACAGGGACAUACCUGUUUAUCAGACUUUACUUUUAUUGUUAUAACAUUGAAGUUAAUGUGUAAUUUUUUUGUAACAAAUCGUUGAACGUUUUUUUGAUAAGAGUUUACCUACAGAUUAAUGUAAACCAAACUGAAAUUAUAAUGAUAGAUUCUAAUUCCGGAAUAAUAUCUUCACUCAUUAAAAAUUCAACCCACGUGUAAUUUUCACUAAAACAGUUCCGGUAUAUUGACUUUAUCGACACAUGAUGCGCAGCUUUAACGUUACGCCAAUAAAGUUUACGUACCGACAAGCGCUUACGCCGUUGACCUAGAGACUAUUAUUACUUGAUCCGCGCGGAAACAGUCCUUGUCGGUCUGCAUUGCGGGCAGUCCAUGGGCGCCGUUGUCUUGUAUAAAAGACUUCUCGUACAGCCUAGUGCGGCGAUAUCACGUCUUGAAUCGACAUUGUUUAGUGGUUGUUUUUUAUGUUAAAUCCCUAUAUUUUAAACAUUUUCGGGUGUAAAACAUAUGUUUAAUUUUGGCAAUUUGGAAUGAAAUUAAAACAGGAUAAGAACAAAGCUAAAUUAAAAAGAUUUUUACCAUAAUAUUUUAAAUAUCGAUAUCACUAUUUGCAAUCCCUAAACUUUUUAUUAGUUGUUUACUUAAAAUUUGCUCUGGCGUGUGAGUGAGCGUCUUUGCGGACUAGGUCCGGCGGCCAAAAGGUUAAAUUAAGUAUCUAUACCAAUUCCGUUAACACCACGCGAAUCGAUUUGAUGCAGCGGAGUGGUGUAACGGAAUUGGUAUAAAUAAUUUCAACCCUAAUGAUUAAUUAGCGUUAAUUACGUUCAUAUUAACCUUAAUUUACCAUUUCAGUUGAAAUUAUCUAUACCAAUUCCGUUAACACCACUCUGCUGCACCAAAAAUGCUGGAAAAUGUACGAUCACUGAUUAUAGAUCUCCACCUGUCUUUAAAGAAUCCGAGGUUUCGUCAUGAAUAUAUUCAUGAGAAACAAUUGCUUACUUUCGAAAUUCGAAAAAGCAAAAUGUUUAUUGAGAAUCAGAAAAGGGAUCCUAAUCGUGCCCCUUCGGACUCGGCCACGGCAGCAGGUGAUAAUAAAUCUGUAGGUAUAAUACAUAAUUAGGUAUGUAGGUAUAAAAAAUAUGUGCAAUAUUUAAUCACCCAGUAAGUGUAUAUUUUUAAAUUAAAUUCAACCAAAACUU